Messenger RNA from Struthio camelus australis, 5046 nucleotides. NCBI's taxonomy places the organism in Eukaryota, Metazoa, Chordata, Aves, Struthioniformes, Struthionidae. The record is from RefSeq and is a predicted model, not a curated record.
AACAGACAACAUGGCAAGCCCAGGGAAAGAUAACUUCAGAAUGAAAAGCUACAAGAAUAAUGCGCUCAAUCCCCAAGAAAUGCGUAGGCGAAGGGAAGAGGAAGGAAUCCAGCUUCGGAAACAAAAAAGGGAAGAGCAGCUUUUUAAACGCCGAAACGUUUCUCUUCCGGGAAAUGAAGAAUCUAUGAUAGAAAGUCCAAUUCAGGAUCCUGAUGUCAGCUCUACUGUGCCUAUUCCAGAGGAAGAAGUUAUUACAGUAGAUAUGGUGCAGAUGAUUUUCUCAGAUGAUCCUGAUCAGCAGCUCACAGCAACUCAGAAAUUCAGAAAAUUGCUAUCUAAAGAACCUAAUCCGCCUAUAGAUGAAGUCAUCCAAAAACCAGGAGUAGUGCAGAGAUUUGUGAAAUUUCUAGAAAGGAAUGAAAAUUACACUCUGCAAUUUGAAGCAGCUUGGGCCUUGACAAAUAUAGCAUCUGGAACUUUUUUACACACCAAAGUAGUAAUUGAAACUGGAGCUGUUCCGAUCUUUAUUAAGUUGCUUAGUUCAGAACAUGAAGAUGUACAGGAGCAGGCAGUGUGGGCUCUUGGUAACAUUGCUGGUGAUAAUGCAGAAUGCAGAGACUUUGUUUUAAACUGUGGAAUAUUACCACCCCUCUUGGAGCUGUUAACAAAUUCAAAUCGUCUUACAACAACUAGAAAUGCAGUCUGGGCUCUCUCAAAUCUCUGUAGAGGAAAGAAUCCACCUCCAGACUUCAGUAAGGUUGCUCCUUGCUUAAAUGUUUUAUCAAGACUGUUGUUUAGCAGUGACCCGGAUGUAUUAGCAGAUGCUUGCUGGGCCCUCUCUUACCUUUCAGAUGGACCCAAUGAUAAAAUCCAAGCUGUUAUUGAUUCUGGAGUAUGUCGAAGACUGGUAGAGUUGCUGAUGCAUAAUGAUUACAAGGUGGUAUCCCCUGCAUUAAGAGCUGUUGGAAACAUUGUUACUGGUGAUGAUAUCCAGACACAGGUGAUUCUAAACUGCUCUGCAUUGCCCUGUCUCUUGCACUUGCUUAGUAGUCCCAAGGAAUCUAUUCGAAAGGAAGCAUGCUGGACUGUUUCUAAUAUUACUGCAGGAAACAGAGCUCAGAUUCAGGCUGUUAUAGAUGCAAAUAUUUUUCCAAUAUUGAUCGAAAUUCUUCAGAAAGCUGAAUUUCGCACCCGAAAAGAAGCAGCAUGGGCCAUAACUAAUGCAACUUCAGGAGGAACCCCUGAACAGAUUAGGUAUUUGGUAGCGUUAGGUUGUACCAAGCCUCUUUGUGACCUCCUGACUGUGAUGGAUUCAAAAAUAGUACAGGUGGCUUUAAAUGGACUUGAAAAUAUUCUGCGUCUUGGAGAGCAAGAGUCUAAGCAAAAUGGAAUGGGCAUUAAUCCUUAUUGUGCUCUUAUAGAGGAAGCAUAUGGACUUGAUAAAAUUGAAUUUCUUCAGAGACAUGAAAACCAAGAGAUUUACCAAAAGGCUUUUGAACUCAUAGAACAUUACUUUGGUGUCGAAGAAGAGGAUUCCAGUAUUGCACCUCAGGUGGAUGAAAGUCAGCAGCAGUUUGUGUUUCAACAGCAGGAGGCUCCAAUGGAAGGGUUUCAGCUGUAAAAAAAAAAAUAAAAAAUCAAGUGGAGACAAGCAUAAAAUUUAAACUCCUGUAGGUGUUUUUUUUUUUUUUUGAGGUCUCUUCUUUAUGGCCAAAGCUAGAGAAAAAGUUGAAUAUGUUUUUCAGAGAUAGAUGAAGAAGCAGCUCAUGCACUUUUAUACAUUGUGUUAGAUACAACUGUUCAUUUUUGUUUUGUAUUUGCAUUUUUCAUUAUCUCAUCUGUACAGAAAACAACUGUGAGUAAUCAUGUCUACAGUAAGGCAUUAAAUGUGAUUUAAGAAGAACUGUUAAGCUAAGGCUCAGUAGGACUCUAGGUAGAGGUUCUGAAUUUCUCGUGUAGUCUCAAACUGCAUAUCAGCAAUACCGUUAUUGACAGUUGCCUUUUUGGCAGUAGGCUUGACUUGCCCAGUCUCUUAUCAAAUCUACCUCUAGAAAUGAAGCAAAAACAUUGCUUCAGAACUAAGGCAUGAGAAGCUGAAUUGGAAUGUGAAAAAUAUUUAUUUAAAUUGUGAAACUUUUAUGCAUUACUUAACACACUUUUGGAAUUUAUUUAUAAAUUGUAUUUAAAGACAUAAUAGACAUGCAUAUAUAAUGCUAAUUACCUAAUAUAAUAUUAAAUAUAUGAAAAAGCUUUUUCUGAUGUACAUGGGAAGAGGACUAUUUCAGAGGCUUUCAAAUUGGAAUCAGCAGAGAGCUUGCUGGUCAUUUGAUGCUAGCUCUGUAAUUAAAGCUGCUAAACGGCAUUAAAAGUCAGCCACAAAUCUAAUACUUUGCUGUGGAAGCAAUUGCUGUAGUUACCACAAGAAUGCUGUGAUUUUGAAUGAGAGGGAUGGCAAUUUGCACAGUUGCAAAUACAAGGCAGAUGGUUUACAGCUGUCUCCUGUCAAAAUGUGGUAACACUGUUUUAGUUUGAGAAAAAUUGGAGCGUUUGCCUUUCUAGUAACAGUAGCUCUGUUUAGACAGUAGAUGUUAUGUUUUUGACCAAAUACGUUACCACAGCUUGAUUUUUUUAAGUUAGCUGUCUUUGUUUUCCUUUGAUAAAACAAUAGAAAUGCUGCAGUGAAAAAUGGGUAGAGAAUUGCUCCUUUCCAGCUGAACGAAAAGUUUGUUGUACUGUAAAUAGCAUUAGGUAUGUGGACACCAAACUAACUAGAAGUUAUUGUCUUCUGAGUAUUUAGGUUCUACAAUAUACAGUGUUUGCUGUUAAACACUAAGAGAAAUAGGAUUCUAAUAUUGACAUUAACCAUUUUAAAUACAGAAAAAUGUAUGCUCUGCUUGGACUUGCGUGUUAGUAGUGUUUUUAGCAUAUUAGUAGUUUGUCUCAUUUGGAGAAAUUAAUACUUUGGGUUAACUUAAAUGAGUUUUAUCUGUAUUUAAUGUGUUAACAUAAAACUCCCAGGUUAAGUGAAGUCUUUGACAUGAGAGCAUUUUGUGCUUUAUAAAAGCUGCAAUUGAAAUUUAAAAUUACUUUUCCCAUGGCACUGUGCUUGUUACUAAAUAAUACUUUAAUGCACUGAGAAAUACAGGUUAAAGGUGAUAUCGUUUAUAGUACCAUUUUAUAUUUAGAAUUUUUUUUAUGUGCAAGUUAAGAUUCAUAAGAUGUUUCACUUUGUUACAGCAAUAUAUACUAUAUUGUAAUUGAAUGUGGGACUUGAAGUGGAUUUUUUUUAAGAUUAGUGGUCAGUUUUGACUAAGAUGUAACUAGGUGGGAAGAAGCCUCUUUUGAACUUUUUACUAGAAGUUAGAAGUAUGUUACAAGAAGUGUAUAUAGGAGUGCUGUUACUUUAUGAACUCUGAGUAAUGAGAUAUUUUAGCAAAUGACACUUUAAGCCUAGAUUUGUACAGCAUACAGCAGUUUCAGAUAGUGGGAUAAUACUAAAUACAGCUGCCAAAUUUUCAUAUGAUGUUAGAUGAUUGUAUUUGUGCCCUUUUUACGCCUAUAAUUUUAGUUUUUAUAUUCUAACUUCUUCCCCUCCCCCCAUCUGUUCAAAGUACAGGGUAAUGAUCAUGGAAAGCUAUCAGAAUUGCUAGUAAAUACUGAACUUCAGUGUUCUAGUAUAAUAAAACUAUUCAGGUAACAGGGUAUUCCAUUACUUGUUUUGAUAAUAUUACAUAACCAUCUGUGCCUGCUUUUUAUUUGGAGGACCUUGUAAACACUGCAUUUAUAAGCUUCUCUAAGCCAAAUCUUGCUUAAAAGACUAUAAACUAUGGUCUUUUAUAAACUAUAAAAAAAUACUAUAAAAAUCUUGAUUGAAAGACUUGAAAGUGGUGAGAAGAGGAGGCAUUUAAAGUAUUAUAUUUGUUUUGAAAGAAUGUCUUCAGUUUUGUGGAUAUAUUACUCUGUAUGUCUGAGCAGUUAAUGACCGCACUUUAUGCGUUUAGAUAAACUAUAUUUCAUGCCUCUGAUACAUUUGAAGUAAUAGUUUAAAAGGGAACUCAAACUAACUGACUUUAGCUAAUGAAAAACAUUAUUUAGUCUUAGCACUUGGUUUACCCUAGAAUUUGUUUAAAAGUAUUUUUUUUUUUGUUUAAAAACUCUUCAUGAAGAGUUUAAAACCAGAGAUGACAACGUACAAUCAGCUCUGGUCUAGUCAUUUGAAGGUAGUGGAGUAAACAUAAUGCUGUGUCCUAAACGGAUGAAAGCAGUUGGGGAUGGGGGAAGGUGAGAAAAGAUUUUAAGUUUGGCAUUUAAUUUAAACACAGAAUACUGAAGUGCCCCAUCAGUUACAAAGUCUGUUUAAAAUACAGUUUGCGGGGCUGCCUUUAAUUAAAAGGGUACCAUUUGUUUUCUGCUUAAAUGUGAAUACUAACUAGCUAAUCUAUGCAACUAUGCAAAGCUUAAGUUUUUUUAGUUCCCUACUCUGAUACACUGAAUCAUAUCUAAUUUUUUUCAUCAUUGCACUUUUGUCUGAGGACUGGUUCAUACAGCUUUUUAAUUUUCUAGUAUUUGCUUUAAACACUGUUGCUAGCAGCAAUCAGAAAAUAGUAAUAAUAUUGCUACAGAAAUAAGUUAGCUAUAGAACAAGUUUGCAACUGGAAAAUAUUUAUUGUUGGGUCUCUCUGUUCCUCUGAAAAGAUGCACUAUUGUCUCUCCUCCAUGGUUUGUUCUCGGUUGGUUUAAAUUUCUUAAAUUGCAAGACUCAUGUCUUUUGUAAUAGAUCUGUCAAUUGUUAUGUGAAAUUUUAACUCUUGACUUCAAGAGUUCACUGAAAUCUGGAAUGAGAAAUUUCAACUAUUUCUAGCACGAUAUCUUCAUGUAAUGUUGUGAAAUUGAAAUACCUAUAUUAACUUCAGAUAAUAAUAGUGCAUCUUUAAAUCCAGGCCAAAGGCCCAUUACUGUAACACAACACAUAUGAGUAGUAUGCAAUAUUAUGGAAUGUUACAACUCCAAAUACCAUACAGAAACCAAUAAAACCUAUUUUACAGA